Messenger RNA from Aphanomyces invadans, 2457 nucleotides. RefSeq lists its product as hypothetical. The transcript has 4 exons. Lineage: Eukaryota; Oomycota; Saprolegniomycetes; Saprolegniales; Verrucalvaceae. Gene Ontology annotation, biological process: proteolysis. The record is from RefSeq and is a predicted model, not a curated record. Bases 8 to 1744 code for a protein of 578 amino acids. Gene Ontology annotation, molecular function: dipeptidyl-peptidase activity; serine-type exopeptidase activity.
AACCGAGAUGGCACGGCUGCGUCGCGCGAUCGCUCUUGGCGCCGUCGUCGCGUUAGCGCAAUGGAGGCCGGCAUCUGCAGCGAUCGGGACUCCGUUCGACCCCCAUGAGAGCAUGCGUCUGCAGAAGGACGGGCCGCACCUGAAGAAACUCGACAAAGCAUUCGAAUCCCACCUCGAGUCUGCGUUCGACCCGCACUUGAACCUAGACACGAUCGAGGAAAAGUACGAAAAGCAGGGCAUCUACUUCGACGACGUCGAGCCGUUGAAGCCACAUGUGUUCACGAAAGCUGUUGUGAAUCACUAUGCCAAGAAGCCCAAGUACUGGCGGCAGCGAUACUACGUCAACGAAGAACAUUGGGGUGGCCCAGGGUUUCCUGUGUUUCUCAUGAUAGGCGGCGAAGCACCGAUUCAACCUAGCGACGUCAGCCACGAGAUGUUUUACAUGAACACGCUGGCCAUUCAGCACAAGGCGCUUCUGCUGUCCGUCGAGCAUCGCUACUACGGCGAAUCGAACCCGACGCCAGACAUGACGGUCGAAAACUUGGAGUUUUUGACGAUUGAUCAAGCUCUCAAAGACCUCGAGCUGUUUCACAGCCACGUGACAACAAAGUACCGCACGACGGACGCGUCCAAGUGGAUUGUGUUUGGCGGGAGUUAUCCAGGCAAUUUGGCGGUGUGGUUCAAACAGGAGUACCCGCAUUUGGCGGUGGGGGGCAUCGCGAGUUCCGCGCCACUUCUCUUGAUGGCCGAUUACAAAGAGUACAUGGAAGUCGUGAGCAACGACUUUACGCGCGUGGGUGGCGCAGCGUGCGGCGAGUCGAUCCGAAACGCCAUGCAAGCACUCGACGACGCGAUUGUGGAGGCACUUGAGGCGCAUCCUUCGUCCGCAAAGAAGAAAGGCUCGAAGAAGGCAUCCAAGCAUCGCCGAGGCGUUCGCCCCACCGACCACAACGCGACUCUGUACGACGUGUUGACGUUGUGCGAACCGAUCGCCAACGACAUGGAUGCCAUGGUGCUCGAGAGCAUCGUGAAGAACCAAUUCCAAGGCGUCGCCCAGUACAACGACUUCAACCCUGUCAACAUUCAAGCCACGUGCGAGUACUUUGCGUCGGUCACGACGGAAAAACCGCUGGCCCAGCUCGCGGGCUUUUUGGCAAUGGCGAGCCCCACCGGGUGCUACAUGUCGACUUUUUCCGGGUCGUCCGGCAUGAGCCUGAUGGAGCAGCCGUCGUUCACCGGCACGGAAUUCGACGGCACGAGCAUCGAGCGCCAGUGGACGUACCAGCGGUGCACCGAGCUCGGGUACACGCAGUCGGCCGGCACAGACGCGCCCAACGACACCAACAUCUUUCGGCCGUUGCAAUUCACGUCGUUCAACCUGCUCGGGACCAAGCUAUGCCAGCACUUGUUUGGCCAUGCGUUCAAGUUCCCCAACGUCGACGCUGCCAACAAGCGGCUGCGGGGAAACCGCCCUCAAGUCGACAAUAUCACGUUUACGAACGGGAACCUCGAUCCAUGGUACGCAGCACUGACGUCGAACGACAUGAUCGGUUGGGCUCACGGCGGGUGUCGAGGUAUCCGCUGGGGGUGGUGGACGCCAAGAAGGUCGACGACGCGCAAAACACGGUCCUUUUUAUCGACGGCACGUCGCACUGCCGCGAUAUGUAUGCGCCGCAAGUCAAUGACACGCAAGCCAUUCAAGCAGCGCACAAGCAGAUCGCGGCCAACGUCGCGUUGUACUUGAGCUGAGCGUUUGGACCGGUCCUUGUGAGUCCCAAUCCGUUCUUUGUGUGCAUCGUUCCCAGCGCUGUUUCGACCUUUGCACCACCCAAGCGCGCAUCGACUGCGUGCUUGUGUCGACAUGUCUUGGCGCGCGCGCGCGCACAGCCAUCGCUUUCUCACAGGUUCAUCGUGGCCACAAAUGUCGAAUGUCGUCGUGUGUUAGUCGUUAGGAUGUGGUGUAGCCGAUAUGGGCUUCGGUGCCCAACUACCACUCGGACCGUUUGUAGUCUUUGAAGAAAUCGCCCGAGGGAAACGUGCCUUGGGUGGUGGCGUCCUGGAAUCCAAUGAAGAUGGGGUCCAAGAUGCGCGCCGCCGCGUCGAUUUCGUCGAGGGGCGUCUAUUGCCAUCAUCGUCACGAUGCAAGAGGUCGACACAGACCGCCGUCGUACCUGAAAGUUGUGUUUCAUGGCAAUGUCCUGUGCCUUGGCGCGCGGGUUUUCAUCGUUGAUCCAGCCCGUGUCGACCGACGUCAUGUAGAUGUUUCGCGACUUGAGCUCGUCCGCGCACGUCCGCGUCAUCAUGUUGGCCGCCGCCUUGGCCAUGUUUGUGUGCGGGUGGUGGGGUGUCUUGUACCGAUAAAACUUGCCUUCCAUCGCGCUCACGUUCACGAUAAAGUGGUGCGGCCGUGAACUCUGCCGAUGGCCUUUAGCCUUGGACAUCGGGACGGCGCACUUA